CCCUUAAGUAUGAGUCAACCUCAAAAGGGGGCUUGUUCAGUAUAACACCGGGCGUGCCCCCCACCAACUCCCGGCCAGCCUGAAAUCCGUCGCUGCAGCUGGACCGGGGCUCCUCCAUCCUCGCAGCCCAUCUGCUAGCUCCGGCCCCCUCUGCAUUGGGAGAGGCGGAUUCCUUCUACCUGCAGCCAUCCAAUCGGACACACGGAUCGAUCCCGCUGCUAUCCGCCCCCUCCCCAACCGAGGCUUCUUCCUCGCUGAAUGUGCAGUGGGACCCUUUUCCAAGAUCACAGUAGAGAGCAUGAAAGAGGAAGUGCCCACUAACACGACCAAGAUCCAUCCAGGCUGGUUUGUGCCUGCUAAUGGCAGCACCAGCAAGUCCUACUAUUUCUCAGAGACGCCUCCUGUUCUUCCCUUAAAUCCUUGGGAUGUCGUCCUGUGUGUUUCUGGAACUAUCAUCUCCUGUGAGAAUGCCAUUGUGGUGGCCAUCAUCUUUUACACCCCAACUUUCCGGACUCCGAUGUUCCUGCUGAUUGGGAGCUUAGCCACUGCCGAUCUCUUGGCUGGCUUGGGCCUGAUCUUUCACUUUGCCUUCAUUUAUUAUGUCCAAUCACAGAUAGUUAACCUCCUCACCAUGGGCCUUCUGGUGACCUCAUUCACUGCCAGUGUGGGCAGUCUCCUGGCCAUCACCAUAGACCGCUACUUGUCUCUCUACAAUGCAUUGACCUACUACUCGGAGAGGACAGUCACCCGGACCUACGUCAUCCUCAUCCUCACGUGGGGGAUCUCCAUCAGCUUUGGACUGUUGCCUGUGAUGGGUUGGAACUGCUUGAAGGACAACUCCACCUGCAGCAUCAUCAAACCGUUGAACAAGGACCACCUCAUCAUCCUGUCCAUUUCUUUCUUCAUGGUCUUUGCGGUCAUGUUGCAGUUGUAUGUGCAAAUCUGCAAGAUUGUCUCUCGGCAUGCCCAGCAGAUUGCCCUCCAGAGACACUUCUUGGCCACCUCGCACUAUGUCACCACCCGGAAAGGCAUCUCCACGUUGACUCUCAUCCUGGGGACCUUUGCCUCAUGCUGGUUGCCCUUUGCUGUUUACUGUCUCCUGGGAGAUUACACCUACCCUGCCCUCUACACCUACAUGACUGUGCUCCCUGCAACCUACAAUUCCAUGAUCAAUCCGGUGAUUUAUGCCUUCCGGAACCAGGAAAUUCAGAAGGUCCUAUGGGCAAUAUGCUGCAGCUGUAUCUCCUCCUCCAUGCCUUUCCAGUCCAGAUCCCCCAGUGACGUCUGAUUCCUCCCUCUCUUGCUCCCUCUCUCUGCUCCCUCUCUUCUGCCCAAUCUCUUGCCGCUCAAGAGAGCUCAAAUGUGCAAAACCUCUUUCUAAUGUCCUUCCCUUCUCCUUGCCAAUGUAAGUGACAAGGCUGUCCUAUCUUUAUUUAUUUUGACUUCGGGAAAAAGACAAAUCUCGUUUAUUUUUUUAACCAUGCCUUUUUUAAAAGACAGGGGAAAAAUAUAUAUUUCUGCUUUUGUGUGUAUGUGCAUGCGUGGGUGUAUUGGUUACAUGUCAGAUCUGAUACAAAUAUUUUGUCUGAAAUAUUGAGAGUGCAUUAUUUUCUUAAAAAGGAAAAAACGGCAAGAAGAAGCCUCAAAACCUUCAACCUUUCUUUUGAGUUUUUAUAGCCUUAAUUACCUCAGAUCUCUAGAAAGCUAUUUUUCUACAUUUAAACAAAUACCAUUGUACCCACUUGUAUUUCUCCUUCGAUCAGUGGGGAUAAAAAAAAAAAAAAAUAGCCCAUUGCUGUGCCAGGUUUCAAAAACAAAAUAGAUUCCCCCCCCCCCAGUUCUGUAUUUGGCUGCCCCCUGGUGUUUAUUCUAAUAAAUGCAACCAUAGGAAGAUUGGGGUGGAGGGCAAGGGGAGAACAAGAACAGUAUUAAUAAAACAAUGUAUAAUAUGAGAUCUGAAGCAAUGUGAAUGUCCAGAGUACAGGCAGUCCUCGACUUACAACCAUUUGUUUAGUGACCAUUAAUGGCACUGGAAAAAAAAUGACCUAUGACUGUUUUUCACACUUCCAACCAUCUUCAGGGUCACAUGAUCAAAAUUCAGACACUCGGCAUCUGGCAUGUAUUUAUGACAGCUGCAGUGUCCCAGAGUCAUGUGAUCACCUUUUAUAACCUGACAAGUAAAGUUCCUGCUUUCCUGCUUGAGUAGGAGGCUGGACUAGAAGACCUGCAAGGUUCCUUCCAACUCUGUUAUUGGGGAAGCCACAGUCAUGUUACUAACUUAACUGCAGUGAUUCACUUAAUAACUCUGGCAAGAAAGUUCAUAAAAUAAGAGCAAAACUCACUUAACUAUCUUGCUUAGCAACAGAAAUUUUGGGCUCAUAAACUGUGGUCAUAAGUCAAGGAUUACCUAUAACGCAAUACUAAAGACUUUCAAAGGCACUAUUUCUGAAUAAUCCAUGUCAAGAUAGCAGCCUACAUGUUGCUUGUCCCAAUUUUAGAUUCUAAGUUGGGCUACGGUUUUCAUUUUCCUAGCUGUCUGGGUCAAAAAUGAGCGUUUGUAGUUCUAGCUCAGUAUUGUUGGGACCAAGGCUAAAAUGAUUGAAACAAUUGCACUAGGGUGGGGUGGGGGAAAGAGCACCUAGAUGAGAAGAAGUUCAUGUCGUGUUUAUUGACACUGAAAAGUAAGGGUUUCAUCUAGUCUAGUUCCAGGUGCCCUCAACAUGUUGUUUACUUCAGCACCCAUCAUCCAGCUGGCUUGACCAAAGGAUUAUGAGGGGGCUUUAACCCUAAACAGACAGAGGGCAUUCU
Messenger RNA from Crotalus tigris (Tiger rattlesnake), 2808 nucleotides. RefSeq names its product G protein-coupled receptor 3 (gene GPR3). Gene Ontology annotation, molecular function: G protein-coupled receptor activity. NCBI's taxonomy places the organism in Eukaryota, Metazoa, Chordata, Lepidosauria, Squamata, Viperidae. The coding region runs from base 299 to 1288 and encodes 329 amino acids. The record is from RefSeq and is a predicted model, not a curated record. The transcript is spliced from 2 exons. Gene Ontology annotation, cellular component: membrane. Gene Ontology annotation, biological process: G protein-coupled receptor signaling pathway.